Schistocerca nitens (vagrant locust) is the source of this 1644-nucleotide messenger RNA. RefSeq names its product BRISC complex subunit FAM175B-like. The transcript has 7 exons. The coding region runs from base 98 to 1414 and encodes 438 amino acids. The record is from RefSeq and is a predicted model, not a curated record. Lineage: Eukaryota; Metazoa; Arthropoda; Insecta; Orthoptera; Acrididae. Gene Ontology annotation, biological process: attachment of spindle microtubules to kinetochore; mitotic spindle assembly; protein K63-linked deubiquitination. Gene Ontology annotation, cellular component: nucleus. Gene Ontology annotation, molecular function: microtubule binding; polyubiquitin modification-dependent protein binding.
GAUAUUAUUGCGUAUCUACUUCGAUAGCGCAUGUUUACAGUACAGUAGUUGGUGUGUUUGAGUAGAAGGAAAGUUCUGUAUUUAAGUUAAAAGUGCAAUGAGUACACAAGUGUGUGUGAUGUUCAGUGGACCUGCACUGUCCUUUUUAAUUUACGAGAAUACAAAUAGCAUAUGUGACCAGGAAGGAUUUCUUGUUGGUGAAAUAAUUAAUCAUGUAAGGAACACUAUCAGCGACGCGCAGAUAAGCAAUCAGCAAAUGGAAACACUUAUUAGUGUUAAUUGUCUUGUGCCACUUCCCUCCACUGUACCAUUCUACAACAGCAUUGGUAAAAUCAAUAAACAGAAGCUGAAAUUAUUUAUUGGUGAAAUGGAAGGAGAUAUUGUUGGAUGGUACACUUUUCGUCGAAAUGCUGCUUUAGUUCCACAUUUGCGGGACAAGUUGCUACAUAAACAGCUACAGACAAUGUUACCUAAUUUGUCAUCAGAACUUUUUAUGAUGGGUAUUCUGAAUACAGUUGUCUCAAAUUCAGGAUCCACUCACACCUUCAAUCACAAAUUUGUGAGGUAUCGUAACAGAAAUUAUGAGGCAUUACCUGUACAGCUACUCAACUUGGGUGAAACUCAUUCAGAAUAUACUACUGUUCCUGUGACUGCUGGUUUAUCCGAAUCAUUUGGAAAGCUCAUCAGGACUGUUGAGAUCUCGGACAAGGAAUGUGAUGUUUUCGUAAUGUGUCGCAUACAAAAAUCACUCCAAGAACACCUUAAGAAAAUUUCUAGUGCAUUAAAGGAAUCUGAGAAUCGAGCAUCUCAGUUGGAGAUGGAAGUUGAAUCACUGCGAAUCAGCAAUGAUGAUCUCUCCAAUGAACUGCUACUACCUCAGCUCUUGCAAGAUGGAGGCUGUAAGACUGACCAGCUUGUUCCUCUGCAAGUGCCAAUAACACCAGUGCUUUUAAAGAAUGAUAAAGUUGACUUAAUAGCUGAUGAAGACACCAGUUCAAAGAAAAGGCAAAAUAAAUCAAGUCAAGGGGCCAUGGAAGACCCUUUUUCGUAUGUCACUGAAAUGAAAUUGGAAAUGACACCACAACAGACUCCAUCUGGCAGUGGAGGUGCACGUGUAAGUGAAAGAGGCCGUGGAAGAGGUCGCGGAACUACAGUUAGGGAAUCACAAAAGAGACAAACGCAAUCAAGGAGUGAAAUUAGUGACAAACAAGAAGUAAGCCCAAGUCUACGGAGGCGUGGCCCCUCACCUUCGCUCACAACUACUCCUUCAGGUCGUACUAUGUCAGUGCCUACAAAACAACGCAGUUAUGCAACUGUUGCAAGAAAAAUUGCUGAUAACAAUGAAAGUGUUGCAAAAUCCCCAGCUGUUUCUACAAAUGGUUCGCCUUCUGAAUCAAACACUCAGGAGCAAUAAUAUUGAAAUAUAGGUACAGGCUUGCAACAAGCGUGUGUGCAUCUGUGUGUAUUUGUGAAAACAGUGAUAUAAACGAACGAUUAUCAUGUGUAAGUUACCAUUCAAAAGUUCGGUGCACUUUAGAAACAUAAAUUUACACAAACUUAAAGAAGUGCUACCAGAAAGUGUACUGAUCAGUCGUUUUUAUAUGGAGCAUUAUAAUUUUGAUGUGAUUAAAAGAGUUUAACUCA